Molecule: messenger RNA, 972 nt
Organism: Esox lucius (northern pike)
Lineage: Eukaryota; Metazoa; Chordata; Actinopteri; Esociformes; Esocidae
Product: trypsin-3
Exons: 5
Coding region: 38-781 (247 amino acids)
Biological process (GO): proteolysis
Molecular function (GO): serine-type endopeptidase activity
Source: RefSeq, a predicted model, not a curated record
CAGUGGUUCUGUACUGAGGCAGAGACGGACGCAAAAAAUGAAGGUCUUCAUUCUUCUUGCUCUCUUUACAGUGGCAUUUGCCGCCCCUUUUCUUGAUGAGGACGACAAGAUUGUCGGAGGGUAUGUGUGCCAAAAGAAUUCCGUGGCCUACCAGGCAUCUCUGCAGUCUGGGUAUCACUUUUGUGGUGGUUCCCUGAUCUCCAGCCUGUGGGUGGUGUCUGCUGCUCACUGCUACAAGUCCCGCAUUCAGGUGCGUUUGGGUGAGCACAACAUUGCCACCAACGAGGGCACGGAACAGUUCAUUAACUCCGAGAAGGUCAUCCCACACCCCAAGUACAACAGCCGCAACCUGGAUAACGACAUCAUGCUGAUCAAGCUGAGCACGCCUGCAAAACUGAACAGUUACGUGCGCACCGUGGCUCUCCCCUCCAGCUGUGCCAGCUCUGGAACUCGCUGUAUGGUCUCUGGCUGGGGCAACCUUUCUGGCAGUAGCACCAACAUGCCCGACACCCUGAGGUGCUUGGAUCUCCCCAUCCUGAGCGCCAGCAGCUGCAACAGCGCCUACCCUGGACAGAUCACUUCCAACAUGUUCUGCGCUGGCUUCAUGGAGGGAGGCAAGGACUCUUGCCAGGGAGACUCCGGUGGCCCUGUGGUGUGCAACGGUCAGCUCCAGGGUGUUGUGUCCUGGGGUUACGGGUGUGCCCAGAGGAACAAGCCUGGUGUCUAUGCCAAGGUCUGCAACUACAAUUCCUGGAUCAGCAGCACCAUGUCCUCCAACUAAGUGUAGUAAUGCUCUAAAACAGAAAACGUAUUUUGUUGUGUCACCGUUUUCAGUAAUUCCUUUCACAAACUAAUACAAUUCUACCUACUGUACUACUGUGAUGAUGUAAAAUGUGUCAAAAAUUGAUUAUUCAGUUUACAUUUUUAAUCAUGAUACAGGUGAAUUUAAUAAAACAAGUUUAAUCUAAUGAA